AGUUGCACUACCAAUUGUCUUGCUCCAUUGGCAAAGGUUCUUAAUGACAAGUUUGGUAUUGUUGAGGGACUUAUGACAACUGUCCACUCUAUUACUGCAACUCAGAAGACUGUCGAUGGUCCAUCAAUGAAGGACUGGAGAGGAGGUAGAGCUGCUUCAUUCAACAUCAUUCCUAGUAGCACCGGAGCUGCUAAGGCUGUUGGGAAAGUACUUCCUUCUCUAAAUGGAAAGCUUACCGGAAUGGCUUUCCGUGUUCCAACUGUUGACGUCUCGGUUGUUGACCUCACUGCAAGGCUUGAAAAGGCAGCAUCGUAUGAUGAAAUUAAAGCUGCUAUUAAAGCCGAGUCCGAGGGUAAACUAAAAGGGAUCCUUGGUUACACUGAAGAUGAUGUUGUAUCAACUGAUUUUGUAGGCGAUAGCAGGUCAAGCAUUUUCGAUGCCAAGGCAGGAAUUGCUCUGAAUGGCAACUUUGUGAAGGUUGUAUCUUGGUACGACAACGAAUGGGGUUACAGUAACCGUGUUAUCGACUUGGUUCGUCACAUGGCAUCUGUUGCUUGAGAUGUUUUCCCAUGGAUUACACAUUGAAGGGAGAAUAAUUUUUUUACUUAGUAAUCAAUCUAGUUUGUGCCUUGGUUAGGUGGUUAUGGAAUAACUGAGAUGUUAAAUCUCCAAAAACCUUUUCUUUUUCUUUCCUUUUGAAGAGUUUGUAGCAGUGGAUUAUCUUGGAGUCUAGAUCUGUUUGUAUUUUACGGAUUAGAAUUGCAAUUGUACCAUUAAAUCUUUCUGCAUUAGUUAUAUUUUCGAGGACAAUAAAUCCAACUUCAUUCA
Messenger RNA from Olea europaea var. sylvestris, 828 nucleotides. RefSeq names its product glyceraldehyde-3-phosphate dehydrogenase, cytosolic. Gene Ontology annotation, molecular function: oxidoreductase activity, acting on the aldehyde or oxo group of donors, NAD or NADP as acceptor. NCBI's taxonomy places the organism in Eukaryota, Viridiplantae, Streptophyta, Magnoliopsida, Lamiales, Oleaceae. The transcript has 7 exons. Bases 73 to 558 code for a protein of 161 amino acids. The record is from RefSeq and is a predicted model, not a curated record.